AAAACACUUGGAAGAGAAAUCUUAGAAUCAAUAGCUGGCAGGAGUGUCAAAUGGCGUUUAAUUUGCGUUCGUGUCAUUUCCGUUUUUGACGUCAGUCACUACGAAGAGGAAAGUUUAGAGUAAGAACGUAACUUUCCCCCCCUGCGUGUUAAAUCACGUCCACCUAUUGCGUUGGCUCGCCUUGCACACGCAACAGGUAGACUCUGCUAUUUGAAAGGGGAGGAAAUUCGAAACCAUUGGCUCUCACUGGCAGCGGGCAAGGAAAAUAAAUUCUUGUGAAUAAUUACACGGGCACGUCCACCCACACUUGAAACCCACACACGCCGCUCGAACACGUCACGACUGCCCUUGUCCUGUGAAACCGAUAACAGAAAAAAGAACGUGAAAGAGAAAAAACAAAACAAAACAACAAAUAAUUAAAUUUCUUUCAACGCCGUUUCCUGUCUGCGCCUCUCCCUAAAAAUCAACAAACGGGAUCUUUUUCUCUUCAUUCUUUUUUACGAUUAUUAUUUUUGCCAAGGAAUUUGUGUUUCUGCGGCCAUGUCGGAAUACGAGCGCAUCCGGCGCCAGUGCAUCAAACGCGGCGAACUUUGGGAAGAUACGGAUUUCCCUACGACGCAGACGUCCAUCUUUUACCACCAAUCGCCACCGUUUCAAUUCGUUUGGAAACGGCCCAAGGAAUUGGCGACCAAUCCGGUGUUUAUUCGAGAAGGAAGUUCGGUGAUGGACGUGGUGCCGGGCAAAUUAGGCGACCGUUGGCUCGUCUCCACCUUAGGUUGCCUCUUUUUAACGAAAGGAUUCUUUUAUCGCGUCGUUCCGGCAGACCAGGGAUUCGACACGGCGCUUGAUGGAAGUAAUCCUUCAACAGGUUAUUGUGGAGCGUUCCGGUUUCGGGUUUGGUGGUGCGGUGAAUGGGUCGAAGUGACCGUAGAUGAUCGUCUACCGACUGUCAAUGGCCGCCUGGUGUUUGCCCAUUGCCUCAAUUCCGGUCAGUUCUGGCCAUGCCUUUUGGAGAAAGCUUAUGCCAAGUUGCACGGCUCGUACGAAGCGUUAAAAUACGGCACCACAUUGGACGGUCUUGCGGAUCUGACGGGCGGAGUAACGGAAAGCCUUUCGGUGGUUGGCGGCAGUCACAUCAACAAAGACUCAUCAUUUCACGUCCGAUUGCUGGCCCGCCUUUUGGCCAAUACUUCCAUUCUGACGGCAGUGGCCCAUCGCCCUCCAACCAGUACGACCAGCAGCAGCAACAGCAGCAGCUCACCCAACAGUUUGACGUCGCCGCAAUCCAACAACAAAGAGAACAACAACAACAAUAGCCUCUCUUCCAACAACAGUAGCCCGACCACCAACGGACAGACGACUAAAGAACAAUCGCAAUCAUCUCGAAGCGUCACCGAUCGAUUGCCCAUCGGCGUCCUCGUCGGCAUCAAUUACAAAAUUUGUGCCGUCGACAAGGUGGACACACUGUCGGAAGAGAGCGUGCCUCUUCUUCGUUUGCGUUGCCCUUACGGCCGUCACGGCGAGAGCACGGGCGACUGGUCCCGCGGGGACGCUAAAAACUGGGACACGUCCGUGUCGGCGGCUGAACGCGACCGACUCGGACCCGACCAGCUGGCUGACGGCGAGUUUUAUCUCAGUUUUCCCGACUUUAUUCAAACGUUUACAGCCAUUGAAUGCGUCCAUCUGGAUGCGGAAACCAGUCGAGACGAGCCCACUCUGCAAGGCAGAGUUCCGUGGAUCACUCGUGUCUAUCAAGGAUGUUGGCAACGAGGAGUCACUGCUGGCGGAUGUCGCAACAAUUCUGAAACAUUCCACAUUAAUCCCCAGCUGCAUCUGAUUGUCAGCGAUGCGGAUGAAAUCGUCAUUUCGCUAAACCAGCACAGUGUCCUUGAGCCCAAAGUCAUCGGCUUUUCCGUUUAUCCGUUGCCUAAACUCACUGGAUCCGACCUUAUCAACCGAGCUUUCUUCAAGAAGACGAAAAGUCUGGUCAACUCUCAAUACACAAACAGUCGACAGGUGAGUCAGCGCUCUCAAUUGGAUCAAGGUGGUUAUCUGAUUGUUCCGACAACUUUCGAAGCGGGUCACGAAGGAUCUUUUACCCUGCGCGUGUACAGCACUCAGGCGAUUAAGCUCAAACUGGUGGAUAUGUUGCCGUGUCAAAUGAAGUCGACCUUGAUUCGAGCGCCUCCGAUCAUUAAUGGAUACAAUGCUCAGACGUCGGAUGGCAAAAAUGUUGCCCAAUACGAGGCAGUCUUCCUUCAACUGGCUGACGAGCAUCGCACCGUUAACGCAUUCGAGUUGCACGAAUUGCUCGAGGCUUGCCUACCGAAUGAUUACAUCAAAAGCUGCGCAAAUUUGGACGUUUGCCGGCAACUCGUCCUUGUCUUUGAUGUGUCGGGACUAGGCAGAUUGAAAUUGACGGAUUUCCGUGAUUUUAUGGCCAGUCUGAAACAAUGGCAAACAGCUUUCAAAUCACACACGAAAGAAAAAACUGGCAUUUUGAGAGCCGAACGUUUCCGUGACGCCCUUCAUGACGUCGGAUUCCAGGUAAACAAUGACGUUCUUUCGGCACUCAUUUUACGUCACAUGCGGAAAGAUGGCACACUGCGUUUCGGAGAUUUCGUGUCGGCUGUCCUUCACCUCACCGUAGCAUUUGGAACAUUUGACAAGAGAGACCCUCUCCAGAAUGGAAGUGUCAAGCUUACACUCACAGAGUGGCUCAAAUAUGCACUGACCUGCUGAUCUGUGAUUUUCCCGCUUUUUAUCUUUUCUUUUCCAAGUUUUAUGUUCGCAUCAAUUGCUAAAGUUGCUCAUUAUUACGUACACCAACAGAAAUAAGCAAAUUUUCAUUUUGUAUAUACGCCUCAAAGAAUGCUUGGCAAUAAACAAAUCACCUUUUUUGUUUGGGAACGAAA
This is a messenger RNA of Daphnia magna, 2915 nucleotides long. It is a transcript of the gene CalpC, whose product is annotated as calpain-C. Gene Ontology annotation, biological process: proteolysis. The record is from RefSeq and is a predicted model, not a curated record. Lineage: Eukaryota; Metazoa; Arthropoda; Branchiopoda; Diplostraca; Daphniidae. Gene Ontology annotation, molecular function: calcium-dependent cysteine-type endopeptidase activity. The transcript is spliced from 16 exons. Gene Ontology annotation, cellular component: cytoplasm. The coding region runs from base 541 to 2742 and encodes 733 amino acids.